AUGGCCCCCGGCAACUCUUCGCGUAACUUCUCCGCGCCGGAGGCUCGGAACGGCUCAGUAGCAGAGAAGCCAGCACCGUACACCAACGUGAUCAUGCCCAGCCUCUUCAGCAUCAUCUGCUUCCUGGGCAUCGUGGGGAACCUCAUCGUCAUUUACACUAUUGUCAAGAAGAAGAAGCUGAAGUGCAAACAGACCGUGCCUGACAUUUUCAUCUUCAACCUCUCCAUUGUGGAUCUCCUCUUCCUCUUGGGCAUGCCCUUCCUCAUCCACCAGCUCCUAGGCAAUGGCUCGUGGUACUUUGGAGCUCCCCUGUGCACCAUCAUCACUGCCCUGGACACCAACAGUCAGAUCACCAGCACCAACAUCCUCACAGUGAUGACCCUGGACCGUUAUCUGGCCACGGUCUAUCCUCUAAAAUCCACCUACGUCCGGACCCCCUGUGUUGCAGCUCUCGUUAUCUGCUUGGUGUGGCUCCUCUCCUUCCUGACGAUCAUUCCAGUGUGGAUGUACGCAGGCCUUAUGCCUCUGGAGGACGGGACUGUCCGCUGUGCUCUCCUGCUUCCCAACCCAGAGACUGAUAUUUACUGGUUCACCCUCUACCAGUUCAUGCUGGCAUUUGCUGUGCCAUUGAUUGUAAUCUGCGUGGUCUACUUCAAGAUCCUGCAGCACAUGGCCACCACCGUGGUCCCAUUGCCCCAGAGGAGCCUCCGGGUACGUACCAAGAAAGUCACCCGCAUGGCGGUUGCCAUCUGCUCUGCCUUUUUCAUUUGCUGGGCCCCCUUCUACAUCCUCCAGCUGGUUCACCUCGGCAUUGACACCCCAUCCAUGGCCUUCUUUUACGCCUACAACUUUGCCAUAAGCUUGGGCUACGCCAACAGCUGCCUCAACCCCUUCCUCUACAUUACCCUCAGCGAGACCUUCAAGCGCCAGUUCUUAGUGGCCAUCCGCCCUGCAAAAGAGCCAUGUCGCAACAGCAGCUCUGUCAACAACAACAGCAUGACAGAUGCCAGCGUAUGCCUAAAACUGGCACCAGAAUCCACUCAGCAGACUCAGUUUCUGGAGGACUUUUCCCCACGUUCACUGCCCGUGACUGUGGCUGUUCACUAG
Cygnus atratus (black swan) is the source of this 1107-nucleotide messenger RNA. RefSeq names its product melanin concentrating hormone receptor 1 (gene MCHR1). NCBI's taxonomy places the organism in Eukaryota, Metazoa, Chordata, Aves, Anseriformes, Anatidae. The record is from RefSeq and is a predicted model, not a curated record. Gene Ontology annotation, molecular function: melanin-concentrating hormone receptor activity; neuropeptide binding. The transcript has 2 exons. The coding region runs from base 1 to 1107 and encodes 368 amino acids. Gene Ontology annotation, biological process: neuropeptide signaling pathway. Gene Ontology annotation, cellular component: membrane; neuron projection.